This is a messenger RNA of Planococcus citri (citrus mealybug), 1636 nucleotides long. RefSeq names its product V-type proton ATPase subunit VhaAC39-1 (gene VhaAC39-1). The record is from RefSeq and is a predicted model, not a curated record. Lineage: Eukaryota; Metazoa; Arthropoda; Insecta; Hemiptera; Pseudococcidae. Bases 161 to 1207 code for a protein of 348 amino acids. Gene Ontology annotation, cellular component: vacuolar proton-transporting V-type ATPase complex; plasma membrane proton-transporting V-type ATPase complex; lysosomal membrane. Gene Ontology annotation, biological process: proton transmembrane transport; vacuolar transport; vacuolar acidification. Gene Ontology annotation, molecular function: proton-transporting ATPase activity, rotational mechanism. The transcript has a single exon.
AGUUAUCUGUCAUCAGCUGCCCAAUUUUCGAGGUUGGGUGGAGUAGUGUUUAUAUUAUUUUCCUUGAAAAUAUGUUAUUCCGAAUUAAAUAUUAAUCAUCUAAAUUCGUUUAUAAAAGCAAAAUUCGCGUCUCUUCUUAGUGAACGUUUGUUGUAGUAAAAUGGACGGCUGUUUAUUCAACAUCGACGGCGGUUACCUCGAAGGUUUAUGUCGAGGUUUCAAGUGCGGAAUCUUGAAGAAAACCGAUUACCUGAAUUUGGUGCAAUGCGAAACCUUGGACGACUUGAAACUCCAUCUACAAGGUACAGAUUACGGUAAUUUCUUAGCCAAUGAGCCCAGCCCUUUGGCUGUAUCGGUAAUCGACGAUAAACUACGCGAGAAACUGGUAAUCGAGUUCCAACACAUGAGAAAUCACGCAGUCGAACCCUUAUCAACGUUCUUGGAUUACAUCACGUACAGCUACAUGAUCGAUAACAUAAUCCUGCUGAUCACUGGUACCCUGCAUCAACGUCCGAUAUCCGAACUGAUACCGAAAUGCCAUCCUCUUGGAAGCUUCGAGCAAAUGGAAGCUAUCCAUGUGGCAGCCACGCCAGCCGAACUUUACAACGCCGUUCUGGUAGACACUCCGUUGGCUCCGUUCUUCGUAGACUGCAUCAGCGAACAGGAUUUAGACGAAAUGAAUAUCGAAAUCAUUCGUAACACGUUGUACAAAGCGUACCUGGAGGCGUUUUACGACUUUUGUAAAAAACUGGGCGGUACGACGGCCGAAUCGAUGUGCGAAAUAUUAUCAUUCGAGGCUGACCGUAGAGCCAUCAUAAUCACCAUUAAUUCAUUCGGUACCGAGUUGACCAAAGACGAUCGAGCCAAGCUGUAUCCGAGGUGUGGUAAAUUAUACCCCGAUGGAUUGGCUGCGUUGGCCAGAGCCGACGAUUACGAGCAGGUUAAAGCUGUCGCCGAAUAUUAUACCGAAUAUAGCGCUUUGUUCGAAGGAGCCGGAAAUAAUCCUACGGAUAAAACGCUGGAAGAUCGAUUCUUCGAACACGAAGUACAUUUGAACGUUUUCGCCUUCUUACAACAGUUCCAUUUCGGAGUGUUCUACUCGUAUUUGAAACUGAAAGAGCAAGAGUGUCGUAAUAUCGUCUGGAUAUCCGAAUGCGUUGCUCAGAAACAUCGCGCCAAGAUCGAUAACUACAUUCCAAUAUUAUAAAUAUCGGUAGUUCGUUUUUUUCAUCAGCACAUCCAUGCUUAGUUACUUUGUAUUAUACGAUUAUUAUGUUACCUUAUCGAGGCGUUAAAACUACAUUAUAGCUGUCAUUUCCUCCUCAUUAUAUGUUUUUUUUUGUUUGAUUUUCCAGUUAUUUUAAUAUUCGUUUUAAAUGCUUUUUUCCCCCUUCCUUCUUCGAGUCCAGGUGACCUUUUACGUUGUAAAUGUGUAUCAUUUUUGUAAGCUUUAUUCGUCGAAUUUAAUUCCCCGUUAUCGAGCAUCCUCUGUCAAAGGUCAUCUGUACGAAUUUUAUAUAUACAUAAACCUGUACCGUCGAAACCAUAAUAUUAUUAUUAAGGUGCGUAUGCGCUAUAGGAGUACGUUAUGAAUGUAAUCUGUAUUUAUGUACUGAAUAUAUGUACGAAUAUUUUA